AUGGAGAAAAGAUUGAGGAUAAGAGGUAGUGUUGAGGAGGUACAUAGUGAAAUAGUUGGUCCUAAUGUGCUUGAGGAUAGUGUAAGAGCAAAAGUUAGGAGGAAAAAUCUAGCUGUUUUUGUUUCUGGUGGAGGUUCUAAUUUCAAGUCACUUCAUGAGGCAACUGUCAAUGGCUUUAUUCAUGGAGACAUUUCUGUCUUGGUCACCAAUAAACCUGACUGUGGAGGUGCACACUUCGUUAGAGAUAAAGGCAUCCCUGUCAUUUUUCCUAAGGUGAAAGAUGACUCUGGUUUGUCUUCCAAAGACCUUGUAAAUGCUAUUAGAAGCUACAAGGUCGAUUUCAUUCUCUUAGCUGGCUACUUGAAGCUUAUACCUACUGAGUUGAUUCGAGCAUUUCCAAGGUCCAUACUGAACAUCCAUCCUUCACUUCUUCCAGCUUUUGGAGGCAAAGGUUAUUACAGUAUGAAGGUGCAUAAGGCAGUCAUUGCAUCUGGAGCAAGAUACUCGGGUCCCACAAUACAUUAUGUGGAUGAGGAGUAUGACAGGGGUCGCAUACUUGCCCAAAGGAUUGUACCCGUGCUACCUAAUGACACAGCAGAAGAGCUAGCUGCGAGAGUCCUCCAUGAGGAACAUAAAUUGUAUAAAGAGGUUGUGGCAGCAUUAUGUGAAGAAAGGAUAAUCUGGCGGGAAGAUGGUGUACCUUUGAUCCAAUGCAAAGAAAAUCUUAGCCUUUAUAAGUAGUGCUUUCAACCAUCAUUCAAUCCCUUAAGAGAAAAUCUUCAUGCAAAAGCUCGUGGCUGCCUGUUCUUUUUGCUACAGUGUAUGUAUAAGUUGUAAUAUUGUGUUGCACUUACUGCUAAUGUGGGGUAGUAGAUAAUAUGCUAGCUUUACAGCAUAUCUAGGUAAAAGAGAGUUGAUUACCUGUACGGGCUAAGUUUUCCCCCACAUCUUGCUAAUUUCCUAUCAAGAUGAUGAAUUUUACAAUCUGGAAGAGUGUAUUGAAACUGCGGCAUUUUCAAACUGACAGUUUACUGUUAUUUC
Coffea arabica (coffee) is the source of this 1041-nucleotide messenger RNA. RefSeq names its product phosphoribosylglycinamide formyltransferase, chloroplastic-like. NCBI's taxonomy places the organism in Eukaryota, Viridiplantae, Streptophyta, Magnoliopsida, Gentianales, Rubiaceae. Gene Ontology annotation, molecular function: phosphoribosylglycinamide formyltransferase activity. The record is from RefSeq and is a predicted model, not a curated record. Gene Ontology annotation, cellular component: chloroplast; cytoplasm. Gene Ontology annotation, biological process: 'de novo' IMP biosynthetic process.